AUUAUCUAAUUUUUAUUCGCGUUCAAGUUUUUGCCCAGACAUGAAUUUGUCCCUGUUGUUAUUAAUUGCCGUUAAGUUAAUUUAUUGUGAUGAACGAAGUGGCAGAGUUCGGAGAAUUGUUGGCGGGGAACCGGCUGUGCCGCCCCCUGAAGACGAGCCUGUAGUGUUUACGCGAUUUGGCGGAAAAACGGCGAGAGUUUUGGGUAUUAGGGACUUUCCGCAUUAUGUUUUUCGGGGCAUUAGAUACGGGCUUGCCCCCACGGGCAAAGAGAGAUUUCUUAGACCGCGACAGUAUUUUUUGCAAGGGUUAGAAAAUGCCACGCAGUUUCCGCCGCCGUGUGUUCAGCCAGUUCCUGGCGAAGAUAAGGUCACAGGGAAAGAGGAUUGUUUAUUUCUUAAUGUUUUUACCCCGAGUCUUCCCACAGGAAUGGAAGGGCUCCCUGUUAUUGUGUGGAUUCAUGGUGGAGGUUUUCGCUAUGGAUCUGCUUCUCAGUACGGUGUUCGGCAAUUGGUCGGUAAGCAGGUCGUGGUUGUGACGAUCCAGUACCGCUUAGGCUCCUUGGGUUUCCUAAGUACUGGAACCAAGACUCUUCCUGGAAACGCCGGGCUAUGGGAUAUGGUCUUGGCGGUUACUUGGACCCGAAAUUACAUUGGAUUUUUUGGUGGUAACCCCAACAACAUUGUGGUAAUGGGUCAUGGUACCGGUGCUAGCAGCGCCAUCAUGGUCGCUUUAUCUAACGUUGCGAAGGGCUUAGCCAGCGGAAUUGUAGCAAUGUCUGGGAGUUCACUGUCCCAAUUUGCUACUGACGACGCUCCUGCCAACACUGCCAUGGAUGUGGCCGAGGCCAAUGGGUGUCCAGUUGGGUCCGAACUGACCAUGGUUCGGUGUCUGCAGAAUUUGUCUCCUGCUGCAAUAAUAAAAGUCGAUUCGGUUAUUGAAGCCACGCGUUUGCAAAAUCGCGGUUUUGUUUCCGGUCUUGCUGGAAAACUUGGAUCCGCUCCAGUGUUUGAAGGUCGAAGGGAUGGUCGUUCGCUGCCUCCCGUUGCAGAGGUUGAACCUGUGAACGAUCCAGAAAGUACCCAAAAGAAAAUACCGCUAUUGACCGGAAUAACGAAAGAUGAGACUAAGAGGGCCUGUCAUGGGCAAUUCAGAGAUGAAAUUUCCAAUAAAUUGCAAAAAGUUCCCGAAUUUUUGGAUAAGGUACUUGUCAAGAACCUUCAGAACGCAAUUGGGAUAAAUCGAGACAAGAAUUCAACUUCUGGCAAGUUGCUAAAUCUUCUGGAUCCCAACCAGUUUAAAAACUAUCUUCAAUACAAGAGAAAUAAUCUUCAUGAAGGUCUUGCCAAAAUAGCGGAAGCUACAGCAGAUGCGUUAUUCAACGCUCCAGCUUUUCUGACCGCUGAUGCUUGGUCCAAACAUGGUGCACCGGCAUUUUUGUACCGGUUUGAACACGUUGGGAAACGAAGGAAAGGGUACAAUUUUUUGAAAGGAUUACCACUUGUCGGAAAUCAUUCUCAGAGUGAUGACGUUUCCAACGACACAGUUGCCCACGGCGAUGAGCUUUCUUACAUCUUCGACGCUCAAGAUAUGGAAGGCAAGUCGUUAGAAUCGGACACAGGCAACGAAGAGGACAACAAAGUCCGUGAUAUCUUCACUCAGAUGAUUUCGGAUUUUGCCCGUCAUGGAAAACUGAGUGUCGAAGGCAAACACGUGAAACCCUUUUCCAUCACCGACAACAAUUUUGUUCAAAUUUCGCCAAAACCAAAAGUGUCGAAUGGUUUUAGAUACUGCGAAAUGGGGCUUUGGUUGGGCUUGGCUCAAAGAUUGCAGAGUAGCACUUGUGAACUUUUCAAAGUUUUGGAUACACAACUGAAGAACAUUGACUUGGGCGGUGGUACGAAAAAAAUUGGAGAGACCAUUACGGGCAUUGUCAAAGGAGGAGGAAGCAAGAAACCACAAGAUGUAAUCUCAAAAUCAGCAGGCCUUUUAAGUGGGAAUAAAGACAAAAAGGUUUUUGGAAUUGGGGGAUGAAGCUACAAUUAAUAUCAAAUAUGCUUUUAUUAUCACUAUAAAAAUGGCUUUCUUGUAACAUAAUAAAUACACCUAUUUUAAAAAC
Tribolium castaneum (red flour beetle) is the source of this 2117-nucleotide messenger RNA. RefSeq lists its product as uncharacterized. Gene Ontology annotation, cellular component: postsynaptic membrane; plasma membrane; cell surface. Gene Ontology annotation, biological process: chemical synaptic transmission; presynaptic membrane assembly; postsynaptic membrane assembly. Gene Ontology annotation, molecular function: signaling receptor activity; neurexin family protein binding. The transcript has 6 exons. The coding region runs from base 41 to 2032 and encodes 663 amino acids. The record is from RefSeq and is a predicted model, not a curated record. NCBI's taxonomy places the organism in Eukaryota, Metazoa, Arthropoda, Insecta, Coleoptera, Tenebrionidae.